This is a messenger RNA of Dovyalis caffra, 297 nucleotides long. Lineage: Eukaryota; Viridiplantae; Streptophyta; Magnoliopsida; Malpighiales; Salicaceae. The record is from the annotation of a GenBank genome assembly.
AUGGAGGAUAAACUUGCUGAGCAAUUGAAUAUCGUCAUCAAGUUUGAAAUGAAGACAAGACAUAUGUGUGAAAACUGGGUGCUGAAAACGCUCGAGUUGCGAACGAAAAUUCACUUUAUUGCAGAUAAGCCAAAGGCACAACCUCGCUGUUUGGAGCAACUCUAUAGCAACUCUAUCUGGGCUGAUGUUCUGAAAUUGGUCGUGCUAAUUUGUAAAGCAAAAGCAGACCCUGUUAAGAGAAGCAGCAGCAUGGACAGAUUAAGAAUUGGAAUAAGAAACUGUCGGCAACAGAAAUGA